GGCGGGGCCCCGCAGUGCCUGACAGGCCCCUGCUCCAAAGGACGGAAACACAUGCUGUGGCGCCGCUGCUGGUGUUGUUGUCAUGUGCGACAUGUUGUGAUUCAGGUGUGUGUGUGUGUAUUUCUAUGAAUACAACGUUCGUGUAAAAAAGACAACAAAAUGGCUGCAGCAGUGGCAACGCCUGUCAUCCCCACGGAGCUCGACCACGACCGCUGUGGGAGCGAGGAGGAGAGCCGCGGGGCCGAGGCGGAGGAGGAGGGCAGCCGGCAGCAGACAGGCCCCGCCGCCGCCGUUAGCCACGGCCGCCUGUCCAAACUCCCGCUGGCCCGCAUCAAGGCGCUCAUGAAGACCGACCCGGACGUGUCCCUCGCCAGCCAGGAGUCCGUGUUCAUCAUCGCCAAAGCCACGGAGUUGUUUGUUGAGAUGAUUGCCAAAGACGCCCUGGUGUACGCUCAGCAGGGGAAGAGGAAAACGUUACAGAGAAAAGACCUGGACAACGCAAUAGAGGCCAUAGACGAAUUUGCAUUUCUUGAAGGCACUCUGGAUUGAAGAUGGCUUCAGGAGACCAAUCAGAACAUUGAAUACCUGCAAACAUCCAAGAAACUCCAUUACAGGGAUACAGUUCAUCGUGGAAAAAACUUUCUGGUACUUUUCUAAGUCAAUCUCUGUCUCCAAGUCAUAUUUGAUGUUUAUAAAUGCUUUUUUUUUUUACAAUGUGCCAUUAAGAUCUUUUCAUACUCUAAAUACAUCGGUGGUGAUGUGUACAUUAUUUGUAAAUAUUUGAAUACUGCUGCACAAUGGAAUAAAUUUACAUUUCAAACACCCA
Scophthalmus maximus (turbot) is the source of this 826-nucleotide messenger RNA. RefSeq names its product polymerase (DNA-directed), epsilon 4, accessory subunit (gene pole4). Gene Ontology annotation, molecular function: protein heterodimerization activity. Gene Ontology annotation, cellular component: nucleus; epsilon DNA polymerase complex. The transcript has 4 exons. NCBI's taxonomy places the organism in Eukaryota, Metazoa, Chordata, Actinopteri, Pleuronectiformes, Scophthalmidae. Bases 160 to 549 code for a protein of 129 amino acids. The record is from RefSeq and is a predicted model, not a curated record.